Molecule: messenger RNA, 2765 nt
Organism: Dipodomys ordii (Ord's kangaroo rat)
Lineage: Eukaryota; Metazoa; Chordata; Mammalia; Rodentia; Heteromyidae
Gene: Esyt2
Product: extended synaptotagmin-like protein 2
Exons: 22
Coding region: 50-2269 (739 amino acids)
Biological process (GO): lipid transport
Molecular function (GO): lipid binding
Source: RefSeq, a predicted model, not a curated record
UUUUCCGGACACUGAAAGAGCAGAAUGGCUAAAUAAGACUGUAAAACACAUGUGGCCUUUUAUUUGCCAAUUUAUAGAGAAGCUGUUUCGAGAAACCAUAGAACCAGCUGUUCGGGGAGCAAAUGCUCACCUCAGUACCUUCAGCUUUACAAAGGUGGACAUGGGUUAUCAGCCCCUUAGGGUCAAUGGUGUUAAGGUAUAUACUGAAAAUGUAGACAAAAGACAAAUUAUUCUGGACCUUCAAAUUAGUUUUGUAGGAAAUUGUGAGAUUGAUUUGGAGAUCAAACGAUACUUUUGUAGAGCUGGUGUGAAAAGUAUACAGGUCCAUGGGACGAUGCGUGUGAUCCUGGAGCCGCUCAUCGGAGACAUGCCCUUGGUGGGAGCUUUGUCCAUCUUCUUCCUUAGAAAACCCCUUUUAGAGAUUAACUGGACAGGACUGACUAAUCUUCUGGACAUCCCUGGAUUGAAUGGUUUAUCCGACACUAUCAUUCUGGAUAUAAUAUCGAACUACCUGGUGCUUCCCAAUAGAAUCACUGUUCCUCUUGUCAGUGAAGUGCAGAUAGCUCAGUUGCGGUUUCCUAUACCAAAGGGUGUUCUAAGGAUACAUUUUAUUGAAGCUCAGGAUCUUCAAGGGAAAGAUACUUACCUUAAGGGUCUCGUCAAAGGAAAGUCAGACCCCUAUGGGAUCCUCCGAGUGGGAAACCAGAUCUUCCAGAGCAAGGUCAUCAAGGAGAACCUGAGUCCCAAAUGGAACGAGGUAUAUGAGGCUUUAGUCUAUGAACACCCUGGACAAGAAUUGGAGAUUGAACUCUUUGAUGAAGACCCGGACAAAGAUGACUUCUUAGGAAGUCUCAUGAUUGAUCUCAUUGAAGUGGAGAAGGAGCGCCUUUUAGACGAAUGGUUCUCACUGGACGAAGUUCCCAAAGGAAAGCUGCACUUAAAGCUGGAGUGGCUUGCACUAUUACCGGAUGCAUCGAACCUCGACAAGGUGCUGGCAGAUAUCAGAGCUGACAAAAACCAAGCCAAUGAUGGUCUUUCUUCUGCACUGCUGAUUUUGUAUUUGGAUUCAGCAAGGAACCUUCCGAGUAACCCAUUAGACUUUAACCCCGGUGUCUUGAAGAAGUCUGCAGUUCAGAGAGCUUUAAAGUCAGGGAAGAAAAUAAACAGCAACCCAAAUCCUCUUGUCCACAUGUCAGUUGGUCACAAGGCUCAGGAAAGUAAGAUUCGGUAUAAAACCAAUGAACCUGUGUGGGAGGAAAACUUUACUUUCUUUGUUCACAAUCCCAAGCGCCAGGACCUUGAAGUUGAGGUCAAGGAUGAGCAGCAUCAGUGCUCCUUGGGGAGCCUGAGGGUCCCCCUUAGUGAGUUGCUCACCAGUGAUGACAUGACAAUAAACCAGCGGUUUCAGCUGAGCAACUCUGGACCAAACAGCACCUUAAAAAUGAAGAUUGCUCUUAGGGUACUUCAUCUGGAAAAGCAAGAGAGGCCUCCGGACUACCAACAUUCAGCUCAAGUGAAACGACCUUCUGUUUCCAAAGAAGGAAGGAAAAUGCCUGUCAAAUCUCAAGUAUCUGCCUCUGGUAGCAGCACUGGUGGUAGCAGUGUGGCUCCACCCACACCAGUGCUGGGGAGCCACGAGGAGCCUAGAGUGGAGGAAGAGGCCCACCCCCCGGACGCCACCCCUCCCAGGCAGGGAGACCUGGGCAGGAGCUCCUCCAGCCUCCUGGCCUCCCCCAGCCACGUCUCUGCCAAGGAGCCCACACCCAGCAUCGCGUCAGACAUCUCCCUGCCCAUCGCCACCCAGGAGCUGCGUCAAAGGCUACGGCAGCUCGAGAAUGGGACAACCUUGGGCCAGUCCCCGCUGGGGCAGAUCCAGUUGACAAUCCGGCACAGUUCCCAAAGGAAUAAGCUCAUCGUGGUGGUGCAUGCCUGCAGAAAUCUUAUUGCCUUCUCUGAGGAUGGCUCCGAUCCCUAUGUCCGCAUGUAUUUAUUACCAGACAAGAGGAGAUCGGGAAGGAGGAAAACACAUGUGUCAAAGAAGACAUUAAACCCUAUAUUUGAUCAAAGCUUUGAUUUCAGUGUUUCACUCCCUGAGGUACAGAGGAGAACGCUGGACGUAGCGGUGAAGAACAGUGGUGGUUUCUUGUCCAAAGACAAAGGGCUUCUUGGCAAAGUGUUGGUCGCUCUGGCAUCUGAAGAGCUUGCCAAGGGCUGGACACAGUGGUAUGACCUCACAGAAGAUGGGAUGAGGCCACAGGUGGUGACGUAGUCACGCUGGACGUGAGGCGUCUGUCCCAGCGUGUCUCCCUCCUCGACUUUGAACACACCUUCUUACAGAUGUACCAAGGCUAUUUUUUAUAAUCUCAUGUACUGAAUUAUUCAUACCGUAAUAAUUUUAUAAAACUGUUGGCAUUUUAGGCAGGGUUGGCAGAUAUUAUCAUCAGACUUCUAUGUUGAGUUUCCUCUAGUGCUUCACUGGGUACUGUUACGUUCAGUACUGGGUGUCAGGUUAGGAGCAGACCAGAGCUUGCUUUAUUACUGCCUUGUUCUGCAUCACUGAAGGGCACUAGGUCAUGUAAAUAGACUGCAUUUUUAUAAUCUACAUACUAGCUUGGAUUCAGAAGAAAAUGGAUCAAGGAAAUACUUUCUUUAAAAGCUUGUUAAGUUCUUGUGACAAAUAAUCAUUCUCAUCUGUGCAGCAAAAAGUUCUCAGUGACCUGUUUUGCAUAUAUUUAAAAGGGAAAAUAGAAAGAUAAUUAUCUUAA